This is a messenger RNA of Trypanosoma brucei brucei TREU927, 1905 nucleotides long. RefSeq lists its product as hypothetical. NCBI's taxonomy places the organism in Eukaryota, Euglenozoa, Kinetoplastea, Trypanosomatida, Trypanosomatidae. The transcript has a single exon. The record is from RefSeq and is a predicted model, not a curated record. Gene Ontology annotation, cellular component: centrosome. Bases 1 to 1905 code for a protein of 634 amino acids.
AUGUUCAAAAAAACGAGAAAGGCACAAGCAACUCAGGUGGCUGAGCACACCUUUCUUUUGUGCAAACCUGAUGCUGAGCAAUACCAUCGUAAUAUUCUUCAGAUAGUGGCAGAUGAGGGUUUCCGGGUGAUAGCUAAAAGCUUCAUCAUAACACCAAAGCAGGCCGAAAUGAUCGUGAAGAUGUUUCCGAGCGUCCGGCGCUCCCGGUACGCAGAACACAGGGUUGACAAAGUUUUUCCCGACCGUAAGGCCGGUAAUAUCUCCCAAAACCAGUCAAGCAGUGACAAGCAACUCGAGUCCACACCUCUGCGAGCAAUGGACAACGCUGAGAGGGGAAGCUCGGGCAAUAGUAAUGACGGUGAGAGUGAUAGUAAGCAGGGCUCCAGCCAACCAGAGCGAAGUCAGGUAAUAAUAGCAGAGAUUAUGCAGCUGACGAAGCUUCGUUGUGAAGGGGGUGACGCCGUUAAUGCUGGUUUAACGAAAACUGCUGAUGAUGGAGAAACAAGCGAGGGGUCUGUUAACGGCUGUGAUAAGAAGUCUCUGUUCCCUCCUGCAGAAAGCAUUGACGUGCAGCAAGGUUGCGACAACGCUGAAACAAGGUACUCGUCUGCUGCCGUUUUAAGGAAUCGCAUGCUAGAAAAUUUGCCGUAUCAGGAACUUCUUCAGAAGCAUACACAACACCUUGCUUUUGGUGGGACGUGUUUGGCGGUGGAGCUCGUGGGCGAAAACGCCGUGGAACGUUUGUUAGCCCUCGUUGGACCGGAGAACCCCGUCGACGCGUGCUGCAACUCUCCCAACAGCAUCCGAGCCCGUUUUGGUCACGAUUUGGUUAGAAAUGCUGUGCAUGCGGCGUCCAACCUUGUAGAGGCGGGGGAAUGCAUUGCUGCCAUCUUUGGUUUCGCCCCUCAUCAUGCCACAGCGGAGGUGGGUGACCAGGGUGUUUCAUCUGAAAGUCCAGGUUGCACGGGACUCAGCGGCUACAUGGAUCACGGUGAGAUUGCGGGUGUGGUUACGGUUAGGCCCCACUGUGAACUGGUUUUCCCGGGGCUCCGUGCCCCAACCCGAGGGCCGACGACACUAGAGGCAACUGUGACGGUGAAGAACGCAAACAUGCAGGCGCACAUUUCGUAUUACACUGGAGAGACUCCUUUGGGUUCGAAGAGGAAGGGCGUGAAGGGCCGACCAGGAAGCGUGACAGCAAAUCGUGAGUUGAAUGCUCGGGACUGGCAACAAAAAGCAAAGGAACUGGAGCACCAGUUGGCGCAGCAACAGCGAGAAUUGGCGGCAAAUGCCAAACUACUGCGUGCGCGGGAGCUCGACUUGUUACUGCGCGAGCACGAACUGGAAAGUGCGGUGCAAGCGAUAUUUCCCCCCUUGCAAUCUCAACAGGGUCAACUUCAGCAGGAGCAUGGCGAAGGUGAGCGGGAGCUAUUACAGAGUGAUGCCACUGCUGCCGUGCCUCUUCCCUCUGUUGGAGAGGGUCACACCGGGGAAAGGUAUUUAUUGCCCUUCGCGAGUGGAAGAGAUUGUGGGACGGGUGCCGAUUUAUCCUUCCGCCACAGCGGGUACAUAAGUAAUUCGGUGCUCUCUCGUGUUGCACCGAAGUUCGCGACCCCGCAACCGAUGUAUGACAUUCCCCCCACGAUUGAGGUAGACGAUGUUUCGUUGUUACUUUCGCACCCCGUUCGACUUCGUGCGCUUUUCAUGGCUUUGGAACGCAGCACGCCAUGCGGUAAAGUUAUGUGGGAGGACAUGGAGGGGCUAUACAACCGCAGCCCGGCAGUUCAUCUGCUGUGGUUUGAAGAUCACCGUGCUCACUUCCGUAAUUAUUUGGUAAAGAAUACGUUGGAGCCCCUUAGUUUUCACACGUUUGUUUCCGUCAUUAUGUUUCUCUUUAAGCAAUGA